CCCUCCUUUUCUCCGUGCUUUCAGACAGACUGUUUUGCUGCAGUGAACGGUAGCCGUGGAGAGAGGAAAAGGCAAGAAAAACAAGAAGACAGCGGAGGGCGGAACGAGAACCAAGACAGACAGAUCCAUUGGGACUUUAGCGUGAGCGCCAGCAGGCAUAGACGGGUCCAACACUCCAGAACCGACGGAGCCGAAGGGCAUCACGAGGAGCGCUUAUAACGUAAGCGCUUCGCCGAGCUUCUCCACUUCUCCGCGCCUCGAGAGGACUGUUGACUUUAACGCGCUGGACAGAUGAGCGGGAUGCGCGCGAGUCAGAGUAUGACAUUCCCGGCAUUCCAGCGGGCCACUCUCUGGGCGCUCGCGGCCUUGACGAUGCUUCUGGCGACCUCCGUUCGGAGCAACUUCGUUUUCGAUGAUGACCCCUUCCAGCCAGUGACCCAAGAUGAGACGGUGGCAGUGGGUGGGGUGGUGACCCUGACCUGCAGUGUGAAGGAAAAUGAUAACUCCUCUCUCCAGUGGUCCAACACGGCUCAGCAGACCCUGUACUUUGGAGAAAAGAGAGCACUGAGAGAUAACCGUAUCCAGUUGGUAAAGUCCACGGCCACAGAGCUGAUAAUCACCAUCUCGGAUGUUCAGCUGUCAGAUGAUGGAGAGUACACCUGUUCAAUUUUCACCAUGCCUGUACGGACUGCACGAGCCACAGUUACUGUACUGGCACCAGCCGCUCCUGGUGUUCCAGGUAAGCCGGUGAUAACAGGUUUUGAUGAUGCUGUUGAGGAGGGCGGCAAGUUUACUCUCACCUGCACGAGUUCAGGCAGCAAACCUCCUGCUAAACUACACUGGUACCGCGAUCAAGAGGAGAUACAAGGGCGUCCUGAUGUUGUGGAGUCCAACCCUGAUGAACCGACCUACACAGUAACCAGCGAGCUCACCCUCACUGUCACCAGAAACGAUAACAACGCUCUGAUCGCCUGUGCGGUGGAUCACCCGUCCAUUGCCAAUGGAGACAAGAGGACAGAGCAGCCCCUCAGCGUCUUGUUUUCUCCAAGCAUGUCGAUUCAGCCAGAGAGUGACCUGCCCAGAGAAGGAGAGAAGUUUUUCCUGCAGUGUGUGGGGAACGGAAAUCCAGAGCCGACUGCGUUUGUGUGGCGGAGAAAAGACGCAGAGCUCCCCCCGCUGGCAAAGGUGGAUGGUGCGUUCCUGCGCUUCGAAUCCCUCAACAAGUCGGAUAAUGGUGUUUAUGAGUGCCAGGCUGAUAACGGGAUCGGCAUGGGGGACAUAACGCACACCCUUCUGGUUCAAGAAGCCGGAGUGAAUGCUGCAGACCCUACAGCGAUGUCCACCUCUUCAGGAGUAGACCAUGCUGUGAUUGGUGGAGUAGUUGCUGUCAUUGUCUUCAUCAUGCUUUGUCUCCUCAUCAUCCUCGGCAGAUACCUCAUCAGACACAAAGGUACGUACCUGACUCAUGAAGCGAAAGGUUCCGACGAUGCUCCGGAUGCAGACACGGCCAUCAUUAAUGCUGAGGGUGGCCACUCUGGGGUGGAUGACAAGAAAGAGUACUUCAUUUAGAGAUCCAUCCCUCCGCUCCCUCUUCCUUCACACGCUUCAGUUCACUCAGCCUGACGGGGAAAAACGGGGAUGGCAGAGAGAGAGGAAAUAUGUGAGGAAAAAAAACAAAAACAAGUGUUGACCUGUUCGAACUGAAGGACCUCAAAUAAGCUUCGACACACAGGACAGGGAAGUGAGAGUUACGCACUGGCACGUGGGCUCAUUUUCAAACACACACACACACACACACA
Messenger RNA from Sinocyclocheilus anshuiensis, 1799 nucleotides. Its product is annotated as cell adhesion molecule 3-like. Gene Ontology annotation, biological process: homophilic cell-cell adhesion. The transcript is spliced from 12 exons. NCBI's taxonomy places the organism in Eukaryota, Metazoa, Chordata, Actinopteri, Cypriniformes, Cyprinidae. Gene Ontology annotation, cellular component: presynaptic membrane. The coding region runs from base 292 to 1569 and encodes 425 amino acids. The record is from RefSeq and is a predicted model, not a curated record.